Owenia fusiformis is the source of this 2306-nucleotide messenger RNA. The record is from the annotation of a GenBank genome assembly. Lineage: Eukaryota; Metazoa; Annelida; Polychaeta; Sabellida; Oweniidae.
AAAAGAACAUCACAUAGUAAACUAUUAAUUAGAAACAUAAUACUCCUAACGCCAAUGGUAAUAAUAGGAUAUAUAUCAAUGCACGUCACUACGAUGAUACAAUUGACAUUUAAUAACUGGUUUCUGGUUAAGACCAAGACAUAUGCAGGUGUAGUGCCAUUCAUCGAAGAUAAAAAAGAAAAUAUACCAAAAAUAUACCACAAAAUGAGUUAUAUAGUAUACAUAUUAAACAAAAAAUAAUGAAAAAUAAGAGAAAAAUAGAGAAAAAACAUAAAGAGAUUAAAUAGAAAGACAAUAUAUUCAAACAAAAGAGACAGGAAGAGUUUUUUGAAGGAAUUUUGAAAUGGAAAGGAUAAGAUAAAAACGUCAUUAAUCACUGUUGCAUGCCUGCCAAAAAUUGGAACAAUAAUGCUAAACACAACAAUUACCAUAUCAACGGACACUAAUAACACAACAAAUCUUACACACAAUGUCCAAGACAACCAAGGCAAGGUGGCAUAUUAUUUCCGCAGUAUGGUAGGAUUCAUGAUUGUCAUACUACAUAUACUCAUUAUAAUAACAAUUGUGAAAACGAAACAAUUACAAACAGUUUCAAAUUAUUUCAAAUGUGGUCUGUCUUUAGGAGGGAUUGUAAUGGGACUGUCAGCUAUUGUACAGGGAGUAUUGGGAAUAAGUAACAAGCUGGACAAUCCAUCAGCAUGUAUGACAAUACUGAUGUUUCUGAUUAUUUCAACAGGAGUGACAAUGUCGAGUGUAUUACUUUUAUAUGUUGAGGCUUUUCUGGUAGCGCGAUACACACUCAUCAACAGGAACUUCUUCUCAAAGAGAUGCGGUGCAGGACUACUGGGGGUGACAUGGAUAAUGUGGAUGCUGUUUGCAUUGUUGGGAUUUGGAACGCGACAGCCAAACAUGAAAGGAACUGUUUGCCAAGUUAACAAUGGGCAACUUCAUAGAAAUUACCUUCUCAUUGUAGGUGUUGUUUUCGUGGCCCAUAUUCUUAUUCUCAUUCUACUGCAAAUUGGGGUUUAUCUGAGGAUCAAAGUUCAUAUUACCAAAUUCCAGGAAAAUGAAAAUGUAGUUCUCCAAUCAUCGAAGCCUCAAAGUUGUACAACUGAAACUCAAAGACCCUUUGAAUUACCUGAUAUGGGUGACAAUGCCAUGGGUUCAUCAACCCCUUCAAAAUUAAAUGCCAAAUGCUCCAGUUUUUAUGCCACUCAAAAGCAAUCAUUUUCUAAGAGGGGCAAAUAUGAGAACCGUGUUGCAGAACCUAGCGUUUUAAACUUUGAACAUGAGGAAACUGUUGCAAAACUUAGUUCCCUUAACUCUGAACAAGAGAAAACUCUUGCAAAACAAAGCCAGGAGGACAGUGUUGCAGAACUGAGCACUUCUAACUUUGAUCAUGAGGACGCUGUUGCAGAACUAAAUAUUCUUGACUUUCAACAUGAGGAAACUGUUGCAGAAACAAGCAUUUUUAACUCCAAAAAUGAGGAAACUGUUGCACAAUCUAGAAUUCUUAACUUUAAAAAUGAUAAAACUGUUGCAGGACCUAGCACUCUUAACUCUAAACAUGAGGAAACUGUUGCAGGUCCAAGCACUUUUAACUCUAAACAUGAGGAAAUUGUUGCAGGUCCAAGCACUUUUAACUCUAAACAUGAGGAAACUGUUGCAGGUCCAAGCACUUUUAACUCUAAACAUGAGGAAACUGUUGCAGGUCCAAGCACUUUUAACUCUAAACAUGAGGAAAUUGUUGCAGGUCCAAGCACUUUUGACUCUAAACAUGAGGAAAUUGUGACAGGUCCUAGCACUUUUAAUUCUAAACAUGAGGAAAUUGUUGCAGGUUCUAGCACUUUUAACUCUAAACAUGAGGAAAUUGUUGCAGGUCCAAGCACUUUUAACUCUAAACAUGAGGAAAUUGUGACAGGACCUAGCACUCUUAAUUCUAAAUAUGAGGAAACUGUUGCAGGUUCUAGCACUUUUAACUCUAAACGUGAGGAAACUGUUGCAGGACCUAGGACUCUUAACUUUAAACAUGAUAAAACAUUUACAGGGUCUAGCAUUCAUAACUCUAAAAAUGAGGAACCUGUUGCAGAACCUAGCAGUCACAACCCUGAACACAUAGCCCAAAAGGGACAAGGUAACAAAAUUGUACCUAUAUGCGAUCUAAAUGCUCAAAAUAAGAGACGCACAUAUAAAAACUGGAUGCAUCAUAUCUCAAAACUUUGUCGUCAAAUAUGUGCCAUUCUUGUAGCAUUUAUUUUGUGUUUCACCCCCUACACUAUAACAAACUUUAUCUCAAUUUCAUCAGA